This is a messenger RNA of Hippocampus zosterae (dwarf seahorse), 2722 nucleotides long. It is a transcript of the gene sestd1, whose product is annotated as SEC14 and spectrin domains 1. Lineage: Eukaryota; Metazoa; Chordata; Actinopteri; Syngnathiformes; Syngnathidae. The record is from RefSeq and is a predicted model, not a curated record. The transcript is spliced from 19 exons. Bases 213 to 2444 code for a protein of 743 amino acids.
UUGCGCAUGCGCGGGACAGCGGCGGCGCCGCCCGCCGACCGACGCUCUGCGACUGGCUUCCUUCCACCUCGAGCUGGUCGGCGGCUGGCGAGUGUCGCGUUGCCGGAUGGAAAAACGGUCAUUAUCCGCCCACGGGAGACACGACGGAGCCCCCGUUAACUUUAGCAAGCCUCGACGAAGACGCACAAUGCCAAGAGUCUGACGACUGAAAGAUGUGUCAUCAGGUUAGCACCAUGGAAGCCAGCGGCAUCAUCAAUGUGCUCAACAAGAAGCUGGCCUUCCUCUCAGGCGGGAAAGACCGUCGCAGCGGGCUGAUCCUCAGCAUCCCGCUGGGCUGCGAGCAGACCAACAUGGAUGAGCUCAGCGACACGCUGGACUAUCUGCUCAGCAUCCCCAGCGAGAAGUGCAAGGCGCGAGGCUUCACCGUCAUCGUGGACGGGCGGCGCUCGCAGUGGAACACGGUCAAGACGGUGGUGCUCAUGCUGCAGAACGUGAUCCCGGCCGAGGUGUCGCUGGUGUGCGUGGUCAAGCCGGACGAGUUCUGGGACAAGAAGGUCACGCACUUCUGCUUCUGGAAGGAGAAGGACCGACUCGGCUUUGAGGUGAUCCUGGUGUCGGCCAAUAAGCUGACGCGCUACAUCGAACCCUCGCAGCUCACCGACGACUUUGGCGGGACCUUGGACUACGACCACGGCGAUUGGCUCAGCAAGAGACUGGUGUUUGAGAAGUUCACCAAGGAGUCCACGUCGUUGCUGGACGAGCUGUCGCUCAUCAACGACGGCGCCGCCCCGGACAAGUCAGCCGACGUCCUCCUGCCGUCCUUUGACCCGGAGGCGGUCCUCCAGACGGGUCACGAGUUGCUGUCGGAGCUCCAGCAGCGACGCUUCAACGUCUCGGAGGGGGGCGGACGAGGCGGCGGCGGAGGGCCGGCGGCGCCGACGUGGCGUCCGAUGGAGGAGGAGCUCCUGGCUCAGCCUCAGGUCAUGAAGCUUCUGGACUCGCUGAGGGAGAAGUACACCCGCUACCAGGAAGUGUGCCGCCAACGCAGCAAGCGCUCCCAGAUACACGACGUGCACGCCAAAGUCACGCAGGUGGUGACGUGGCUGCAGGGUCCGGGCUCGGAGCUGCUGAAGACCCAGCGGGCCAUCGGAGACUCCAUGCGGGCGGCGCAGGCGCUGCAGCAGAAGCACGAGGAGAUCGAGAGUCAGCACAGCGAAUGGUUUGCGGCCUACGUGGAGCUGAACCAGCAGAUCGGCGCCCUGCUCGGCGGCGGAGACGACGAGGAGGAGGAAGAAGCCGGCGAGCUGAAGGCGCUGCAGCGGCAGCUCAGCGACGUCUGCUACCAGCAGGCGGCGCUGCUGGAGAGCCGACAGAACGUCCUGCAGGCCGCGCACGCCUUCCACGCCCAAACGCAGGAGCUGUCCCAGCAGCUGGACGCGCUCCUGGCCAUGCUGUGCGCCGACGCGGCCCCGGCCGACGGCUCGCAAAUCCAACACGGCCUCAAGCUGCUGGAGGAGAAGCUGCAGACCGUCGAGGUGGGGCUGGCGUCGCUGCGCCAGAAGGGGGCGCUGCUGCUGGAGCAAACCUGCAACGGCGACGACGGCGAAAACGCGGCGGCCGAGCAGAGGGACAACGUGCGGCAGAUCCGCGACGUCAUGGACGAUAUGCAGAUGAGGAAGCAGAGGUGCGAGGACAUGGUGGACGUGCGGCGUCUGAAGAUGCUUCAGAUGGUUCAGUUGUUCAAAUGCGAAGAAGACGCCUUACAGGCGGUGGAUUGGCUGUGCGAGCUGCUGGACGCGCUGCUGAAGACGCACGUGCGACUCGGAGACGACGCCCGCGACACCAAAGCCUUGAUGGACAAACACAAGAAGUUCGUGGACGUGGCACAGAGCACGUACGACUACGGGCGGCAGCUGCUGCAGGCCACGGUGGUGCUGUGCCAGUCGCUGCGCUGCGCCACGCGCUCGUCCGGCGACACGCUGCCUCGACUCAACCGCGUGUGGAAGCAGUUCGCCGUCAGCGCCGACGAACGGCAACACCGACUGCAGCUCGCCCUCGCCUUCCACCAGCACGCCGACGUGGUGUUGCAGGAUGAGCACGUGGAGGCCGAGUCUCUGGAUCAGGUGGCCGCUUCGGCCAAAGCUCUGCUGGACAGACUCGGCAUGGCCGUCAUCUUCCCCGAUGGGAGCGAGCAGCGUUUCGGCAGCUCCAGCGGUGACGACGCGGCGACGGCGGCCGAGUGCAUUCGAGAGCGCCUCCUGAUGGUGGAGGAGCGCCGCCUGCAGCUUCAGGAGACGCAGCUGGACGGCGAGCCCCGCCCACAGGACCAGGUACUUCAUGCUGUGCUUGACGUCAUCGGGGAGGAGGCGGGUGAGAAAGAAGAGGAGGAGGACCAGGACCGGGACCGGCGGGAUCUUCAGGAGGACGGCGUGCUGCAAUGCUGAGUGAUUGGCGCUCGUUAGCCCAGGAAGCUAACUCAUGCUAACAGUUUAUUUGUAACACCUGGAUUCAAGACAUUUUCUCCAGCAUGCUCCUCGUUCCCGCAUGCGCUCUCCAAAACUAAACUUUGACUUGAAAAAUAAGUAAUUUAUUUUCCUUGUUCUCUCUUCCCCCCACGCCCUUUUUAAGCAACCCUGAAGCUUUAACGGCUGCCGCUCAACGUGGCUGCCAUGUCGUCUCCCUCUCCCCAAUGAAUUGUUCAUGCCGCGGUUCAAAUAAACUU